This is a messenger RNA of Bacidia gigantensis, 1353 nucleotides long. RefSeq lists its product as uncharacterized. Lineage: Eukaryota; Fungi; Ascomycota; Lecanoromycetes; Lecanorales; Ramalinaceae. Gene Ontology annotation, molecular function: protein binding. The record is from RefSeq and is a predicted model, not a curated record. The transcript has a single exon. The coding region runs from base 1 to 1353 and encodes 450 amino acids.
AUGUCAUUUCUCGAUCAUUUACCAAAUGAGCUGCUAGCGCAGAUUGCACUUGAGCUUCAUCCAGCAGAUUUGAUCAACCUCGUCUCUACAAGCAAACAUGUUCGUGAAGCGUCAACGCCAGCUUUGAAAGUAUUUAGGAACACUGGAAAGGACUGGGAAAGCAUGAAUACCAAGUGCUUCACGGAAUCGAAGCUUUCGAUAUCCAAUGUGCUCACGGACUCUCUUCUACGACCCCACGUCGGCUUCUUCGUCCAAGUCCUGUGGCUACAGAAAUGGGCGCCCGCUGAUAAAGAGUCUUACAAGGCUUAUCAUGGAAGAUACGUAGGACUUUUCCAAAGUGCUUACAGGGAUACUCGUCUGUCUGAGCGUAGUGUCUGCAAUACGGAAGCCCACUCUGAAAGCUGGGUGGAUGGCAUCGAAAGUGGGGAUGAGACAUUCGUCAUUGCCAUAUUACUUCUAUAUCUGCCUAAUCUUUCGCUCCUCAAAUGGCACGUGACGGACGAUGCAGAUGAGUGGCACGACUCUACGAAGCUUCUGACGUUGAUUCGGUCCUUGAAAGAUUCCCAUGGUGCUAUGCUGCUUCCGAAAUUGCGUGAAGUCUACCUAAUUGGAGGACGUCUCGAGCGCGACUCUAUCGGUGACAAUUUGCCACCCGAGUAUAUUCCGACCUUUAUGUCAUUUCCCUCCGUUCAGAGCCUUAAAAUCUACGGCUUCGAAUCUAAUGCACCAAAAGGGGCAAUGUCUAAACUAGAGAGGUCAAAUUUGUCGACACUUAAAAUUACUGGCCAGCUCUAUGAGAAUCAUGGGUCCUACGAUUGGAUGGAACAGAUCCUUAUUGCCACGCCUGCAUUGAAGACACUCACGCUUAAGGCUGUAACGAGAGGUGAUGAGAUGCUGGGAAUAGUCAGCAUGCUCUUGGUCCGGCAUGUUCAGCAUACCUUGGAAGAGCUCACUUUCGCCUCUUACAGUCACUUUUCUGUUGGCGGUCUUGGCAACUUGUCUGAGCUGACACGACUUCGUUAUCUGAGGACAGAGUUUGUUGGGAUGGGGGAGCGCUGGCUUGAUCCAGACCCUUGCAUAUCACAUCUGUUGCCGGUCUCGAUAGAACAUCUGGAAUUGUAUGACAACGACAUCUGGCAUCCAGGUCUUUGUCUCACAUGCAUGCUGGACCUGGUAGGAAAGAAGUCAAUCUUCCCAAACUUGACACGGGUAGCCUUGUAUAUGAAUACACUCUAUCAGAAUCGUGAGCACUUGGGAGCGGGCGUCAAGGAAUUAAUAGCCAAAGGUCACGCAGCAGAUAUCUCCGUUCGUGUAGAGACUGUAGAUGACGGGGCGAUUAUCCCAUGUUGCUGA